AUGUUCCAAGGUAUCUGCGAAGAAAAACUUGAUUUAAGUAAUAACAAAAUAUUAAAUGUGAAAUCUGUAGCUAAUAGUGGAUGUGAAUUACCCUUAAAGUCCUUGAAUUUGAGCUUAAAUACUAUACAUUAUAUAAAUCAAGAGGCAUUUAGUUCUUUAGAGUCACUCAUAGAAUUAGAUUUAUCACAUAAUAACUUAAGUUACAUUAAUUUUAGUAUGAAUCAUAUGGAGAAAUUAAGCUAUUUAGAUUUAAGUCAUAAUAAAAUAAGGAAUACAACAAAAUUUGACUUAAAAAAUCUUAUAUCAUUAGAAGUUUUGGAUUUAUCUCAAAAUGCAAUUACCGAAAUUGAGAAUCAAUCAUUUGAUGAUCUAUCUAAUUUGCAAAUUUUACGUUUAAAUAAUAAUUUAUUCACAAAUUUAUCAAAUUCUCUCAUUUUUCGAAACUUGGUUAAAUUAAAGACUCUUGAUAUUAUGUAUACUAGGACAAUUAUUUAUAAAAGUGAAACAUUUUCUGGUUUGAAAAACCUUAAAGAAUUCAACUCGUCUUAUGGCGAAUUAUCAACCAUAGAAUAUGGAGCCUUUAAAAAUACUGGUUCCAUAGAAAUUUUAGAUCUAUCACAUAACUUGUUAGAGGAUUUUAAUAUAGAUAAUGAUGAUAUACCUAAGAUUGAAAAAAUAUUUUUAAAUAACAAUAGAAUCCGAAUUAUAUCUGAACAAACAUUUCUUGACAUGAUUAAUAUUAAGGCAAUAUCUUUGGAAAAUAACAAUAUUUUAAGUGUAGAGCCGAAUGCAUUCAGCUCUUUGGUUAUGUUAGUAAAUUUAAAUCUCGGGUAUAAUAAAAAAUUGGAAUUACCAAACGAAGUGUUCAAUGAUAUGACUCAUUUGAUGCAUGUUUCAUUAAAGAAUGUUAAGAAACCGUUUAAUUUUAAAUCCUCUAAAAAUUUCAUUGUGGUGAACUUAGAUUUAUCAUUUUGUGAUAUUAUUUCUAUACAAUCAUUAUUUAUUUACAACGUGCAGGAUAUAUCACAUUUAAAUUUAAGUUCAAAUAAAAUCAAGUCUGUGGAUACAUCGUCUUUCCAAAAUAUGCCAUAUCUAACAUCGAUUGAUUUAAGCCACAAUUUAAUCACUAAAAUAGAACCAGGAUCUUUUCUUAAAACUAAACAAAUACGCUCAUUGGAUCUCAGUGGAAAUUAUAUAUCAUUUUUGCAAUUCGGUGUAUUCGAUGGACUCGAGGUUAUACAUGAAUUAAAAUUGUCUAACAACUCUUUACGUUCAUUUGACAUUAAAAUUUUACAUAAAUGUCCGUUAAUAUCAAUUAUUACACUCGAUGAUAAUAACAUAGAAAAGUUAAAUUUUAAAGAUUUCUUAUCAUCAAACAUAACAAGGUUAAGUAUAGGGGACAAUAUGAUUCCUUGUAAUGAAUUAGUCGACUCAUUAGCAGACGACUCAAGUAAUUUGCAAAUAGUGACAGAAAAAUUAGAUUACCAUAGUGAUAAUAUUAAUGGAAUCACAUGCGUAACUGAUAAUACUAAAAUUUCUAAACAUAAUUCUUUUUAUAGUAAUGUUAAUGACACAUCUCCGGUAUUGGAUUCCUUGUCCAGUAUUAAAGAAGUCAUUGAUAAUUCAGUGCAAAGUAUCAUUAGCAGAAAUAUUGAAGAUAUUGGUAAAAUACAAAAAACUAUGGAAAAUAUCCUUAAUUCAAUAAGUACGCUUACCAAAGUAUAUAAUGAGUCUCAAGUUAUUACUAAUACUUAUUUGAAACAGUUAAUUGAAGGAGAUAGCACUGAAACAUCCAAGGGGUUUACAUAUAUUAUACAUAUAUAUAAACCUUCCAAUAGAAUCACUCUAUCUAUU
Messenger RNA from Achroia grisella, 1854 nucleotides. Its product is annotated as toll-like receptor 6. The annotation marks the transcript as partial. Gene Ontology annotation, cellular component: extracellular matrix. Gene Ontology annotation, molecular function: protein binding. The transcript has 2 exons. NCBI's taxonomy places the organism in Eukaryota, Metazoa, Arthropoda, Insecta, Lepidoptera, Pyralidae. The record is from RefSeq and is a predicted model, not a curated record.